UCAUCUGUCGUCGUAAUUAUAUUUGCAAUCCAAAUGAUUGAGUUGGAAAAAGAAUUUGAUAAAAAUUAUGUUGAUUUAUACAAUAUUUUUGAGGAUAUUGAACAGGGGAAUGUUGAUAAAAGUAUUGAGGGAAGAAUUAAGCUUCGGGGAUUGGGGCUUGUUUUUGCACAAGUUUUGCACAAAAUCAGUUUUAUAUCACAAAAUAAUAAUUUGCUAAAUAACGAAAUAUUAAGAAUUAAAGAAAAUUUAAUAAAUUUAAAUGCUUCCAAUAUAAGGCUUGAAAAUGAGCUGGAUGUAAUAGUAAAAGAAACACAUCAAAUUCAAUUAGAUAUCUGUGACAAACAAAAUAUUGGCAUUGAUGUAGGAAAUAUUAAACAAAAAUUACUUCAGAAAACUAAUCUUGAUCCUAUCAAAGAGUAUGCAAUAAUUAAAUCAGAAAACAUUUUAUUAAAAUUUGACCUUGAUCAAAUGAAAAAACAAAAUCUAAAUAUUAUAGAAGAAUUAUAUGAUGCUAAAAUAGCUACAAAAUAUUUAUGUAAAGAACUCUCAGGUAGAGUUCAACAAAUACAAAUUUUAAGACAAAAUAUGGAUUUUUUUGAGAGAGACAAAUUGUGGAAGCAACUUGAAUCAGAAAUUAAUUUACUUAGACAAAAAAUAAUUGUUAAAGCAUGUAGAGCUAAAGUGGGAAUAAAGGAUGACACAAUAAUGGCAGCAAGUGACAAUUGUUUUAAUGACAGUGGAAUUUAUUCUCUUGAUGGAGAUUAUAUUCAAGAAAAUCUAAACCAAGAAACAAAGGGUCUUAAAACGAAUGAUAAAGCAGCUCUGAAUGUUGCCAAAGUUAGGACUGUAGUAUUGAGAAAGAGGAAUGAAAAUGGCUUCGGAUUAUCUAUAACGGGCGGCAAAGACCAUGCAAUCCCCAUCCUUAUAUCCGAAAUUCACGCAGGUCAAUCAGAUUCAGAAAGUAGGCAGUUACAAAUUGGAGAUGCUAUACUUUCUAUAAAUGGUAUAUCUCUACGAAGCUCUAGGAUUGAAGAUGCCAUUAAGAUAUUGGGUGCUCAGGUAGGAGACGUAGUAUUAGAAGUUGAAUAUGUUAGCCCAUACGAUUCUAACGUUGAUUGACAUCAUGAUAUUAUUUAGGAUAGCCAAUUCAACAUUCAAACAUAAAAAAAAAUCACAACGAAUUAUCUGGACUAAUAACUCCAAUAUUUAUUUAUAUAUUUUUUUCUCUGGUAAAAAGCGUUUAAUAAUCAAAAAAAUUAUUUUUAUUUAUUUGAUUCACAAAACCUGCAGAUUUCAGCCCAGCCAUUUUUUUUGGGGAAAAAAAUUAUUUUUAAACCCGGCCCAUAUUUAUAUUUUGGAAUUUUUAGUUUUGAUCAUUUUAUGUUUCUACCCUUGAAUGGUUAAAAUUUUAUUACCUUGAAUAAUUUUGUAAAUUGUAUCAAAAGGAUAAUUGAAAAUAUGACAAUAUAUGAAUAUUAAAAAUGCCGUUAUAUAAUUUUCUAAUUUAAUAGAUAGAGCUUAUUUAUUAUUUAAAUUCGCCCAGCCUGAGUUUAUUGAAAAAAAAAUUUAGCAGUCGGGCCUGGUUUGAUCCUGGCCUGUAGGUCUCUAAUCUUUUUUAAUAUGUAAAAUAUAUAUUUAAAUUAUGUAUUAUAUUAUAAUAAACAAAAUCUAUGUUAAAGAUGAAAUUAAAUUGUUUAAUCAUCAACAUUUUUGAUAACAUAAUAUUUUAAAUAAAUAUUUCAAAUCGGGGAUUGUAAAAGUAUUUUUUUAUAUACCAUUAUAUUGAAAAAUUAUAUCGAUGGGC
Messenger RNA from Gordionus sp. m RMFG-2023, 1804 nucleotides. RefSeq names its product Golgi-associated PDZ and coiled-coil motif-containing protein-like. Gene Ontology annotation, cellular component: membrane; Golgi apparatus; trans-Golgi network transport vesicle. Bases 34 to 1119 code for a protein of 361 amino acids. Gene Ontology annotation, biological process: negative regulation of protein localization to cell surface. The transcript has 8 exons. Gene Ontology annotation, molecular function: transmembrane transporter binding. NCBI's taxonomy places the organism in Eukaryota, Metazoa, Nematomorpha, Gordioida, Chordodea, Parachordodidae. The record is from RefSeq and is a predicted model, not a curated record.